CCUUUCUGCCUCCGCUGCCGCCAUGGCGCCCGUGAAAAAACUUGUGGCGAAGGGGGGCAAAAAAAAGAAGCAAGUUCUUAAGUUCACCCUUGAUUGUACUCACCCUGUGGAAGAUGGGAUCAUGGAUGCUGCGAAUUUCGAGCAGUUUCUUCAGGAGCGAAUCAAGGUGAACGGCAAAGCUGGCAACCUGGGUGGUGGCGCUGUGACCAUCGAACGGAGCAAGAGCAAAAUCACCGUCACGUCCGAGGUGCCUUUUUCCAAAAGGUAUUUGAAAUAUCUCACCAAAAAGUACCUGAAGAAGAAUAACCUGCGUGAUUGGCUGCGCGUGGUGGCCAACAGCAAGGAGAGCUACGAGCUGCGCUACUUCCAGAUCAACCAGGACGAGGAGGAGGAGGAGGACGAGGACUGAGGCUCGCAGCUCUGCUGGGUUAUUUUGUAUAAGUUCUUGAAUAAAACUUGGGAACCAAA
This is a messenger RNA of Suncus etruscus (white-toothed pygmy shrew), 468 nucleotides long. RefSeq names its product ribosomal protein L22 (gene RPL22). The record is from RefSeq and is a predicted model, not a curated record. Gene Ontology annotation, biological process: cytoplasmic translation. Gene Ontology annotation, cellular component: ribosome. Gene Ontology annotation, molecular function: structural constituent of ribosome; RNA binding. NCBI's taxonomy places the organism in Eukaryota, Metazoa, Chordata, Mammalia, Eulipotyphla, Soricidae. The coding region runs from base 23 to 409 and encodes 128 amino acids. The transcript is spliced from 4 exons.